This is a messenger RNA of Acanthamoeba castellanii str. Neff, 1700 nucleotides long. Its product is annotated as FRAP subfamily protein kinase. Gene Ontology annotation, molecular function: protein serine/threonine kinase activity. The annotation marks the transcript as partial. Gene Ontology annotation, biological process: negative regulation of macroautophagy; TOR signaling. NCBI's taxonomy places the organism in Eukaryota, Discosea, Longamoebia, Acanthamoebidae. Gene Ontology annotation, cellular component: TORC1 complex; nucleus; TORC2 complex. The record is from RefSeq and is a predicted model, not a curated record. The transcript is spliced from 14 exons.
AUGGCGCAAGCCAAUCCCACCGAGGGACCCAUUGAAAAGGAGUUGGAGGUGGCCCUCCGCAACAUGAAGAAGGAUUCGCACAGAUACGGCGGGGCGCUGGUGCUGAAGGAGCUCGCCCGUAACGCGCCGACGCUGUUCUACCUGCAUGUGUCCGAAUUCUUCGACUGCGUGGGGGAGGGACUCAAGGACCCGAACAUCGCGGUCCGGGAGUGCACGCUGGAGGCCCUGCGCUGCGCUCUAUCCCUCGUCUCCCACCGGGAACACAACCACCGCCAUCAGUGGUACCACGCUAUCUACCAGGACGCCUUCGAGGGUCUCAUGGCCAAGUCGGUCACGCCAGCUGUCGUCCACGGCUCCCUGCUUACAAUGGGUACAGGCGCGAUUCUAGCUGAGCUUCUGGUGGCAACGGACUGGAUGGAGCCGCGAUAUCGAGUGCUCUGCGAGAAAGUGCUGCAAUUCAAGGAUAACAAGGACAAGAUGGUGGUCAACACCGUGAUUACGCUCCUGCCGAUCCUGGCCAACUUCUCGCCGCAGCAGUUCAACGAACUCCUUCUCAAGGACGCGGUCGCGUGGCUCCUCACCAUUCUCGAAAAGAAAGGCGACAUCAGCAAACCGGAAGCGUUCCUCGCUCUCGGCCAAAUUGCCAAGGCAUCAGGCAAGCAACCGAUGAAGCCCUACGUGGCGGCGGCCAUGGAACGCGUCGGCGAGUCAUUGGACCCCAAGAAGCAGAGUUCCAGCCAGGCUCUGCAGUGUCUGGGCCUGCUGGCAGAGGCCAUGGGCUCUGACAUCCUGGUCACUGUUUCCACCGUCGAGCUCCUCAGUAAGAUGUUUUCGUCUGGGCUCACGAGCAGCCUAAUCGACUGCCUGCGUCAGUUAUCCGGCAAAGUCAACGCAUUGCUACCGCGCAUCCAGGAGGCACUGAUGGACGAGAUAUCGUGGAUCCUGGCGGGCAAAGCGUUCGCAAACUUUCAGCAAAACGACGCGGUGAGCCUCAAGAAGAGCGUAGCGCUGGCGGGCGCCAUGCGGCCGGUGCUUCCCAUGAGAUACACCUACCCCGACAAGGACAAACCAACGCAACUGGCGCUGGAGACAUUGGCCACAUUCAACUUGCAAGUCAACGUGUACAAUGUGGCCGAGUUCAUCCGCGAGAUCGUCGUCAGCUUUCUCGACGAUGACGAACCGGACAUACGGCAGGCAGCAGCGCGCACGUGUACGUCCAUCAUGGGAAGAGCCGAACAGACCGACAGGAAGAUGGCCCCGAUGGUCAACGAGGUCGUAGAGAAGCUCCUGAUCGUAGGCAUAUCCGACGCAGAGCCCAAGAUCCGAGAAACCGUGUUCUCCUUUCUCAAGCACGGGUUCGAUCAGUACUUGAUCCGAGAGCUGGCCAUCACGAUCAUCGGUCGCCUCACUGUCACAGACCCAGGCAACGUCAUGCCGUCCCUGCGCAAGACCCUCAUCCAGCUCGUCACCGGCCUCGAGCUGAGCAACAACAGGACUAAGGAGGAGAGCGCGCGGCUCCUGGGCAGCCUCAUCCGAUCGUCGCACCACCUCAUCAAGCCUUACGUCGGUCCCAUACUGGACACCCUGCUCCUGGAGUUGUUGCACAGCAGCACGCGCAACCCCGCUGUUGGGUCUCACGUGUUCGCGACGAUCGGUGAGCUGGCCCGCGUGGGUCGCGAAACCGUGGUGCCGCACCUGCA